ACUGAGAGAAAACAAAAGAAAAAAAAAAACUUAUCGGAAAAAAAGAAGAAGCUAUCAAUCAAUAGAUCAUUGAUUGAUUGCAGAGAAGCCGCGAAAGAGACAAUCUCCAAAUCUCCAUCUCCAAUUCAGGGUUGUUGUUACCUUCACGAAUGACGACUUCUGUUUGCCCUUUCUCGAAAGCUGCUCGUCCUGACGAUGCUUCCACUCGAAAACAAGGCGAUACUGCGGCAUCUGGUUGCCCUUUUUCUAAAGCUGCUCGUCCCGACGAUGCUUCUGCUCGAAAACAAGGCGAAAUUACGGCUUCUGGUUGCCCUUUUUCUAAAGCUGCUCGUCCUGACGAUGCCUCUGCACGAAAGCAAGACGAAAUUGCAAGUAAUGGAUGUCCCGAACACGAAGGAAAAUUGAAUAAGGACUCUACUGAUUCUGCAACUGUGCCUGCCAAGUGCCCCUUUGGUUAUGACUCUCAAACAUUCAAGCUUGGGCCUUUUAGCUGUAUGCUAUGUCAAGCACUUCUAUAUGAGAGCAGUAGAUGUGUACCUUGCACACAUGUGUUUUGCAAAGUGUGCGUAUCACGGUUUAAUGACUGCCCUCUUUGCGGUGCUGACAUUGAAAGUAUUGAAGUUGAUGAAAACCUUCAAAAGAUGGUUGAUCAAUUUAUUGAAGGCCAUGCUAGAAUCAAGAGAUCUGUCGUCAAUGGAACAGAAAAAGAAGAGAUUGAAAAUGAUAACAAAAAAGUGAUUUACGCUGAUGUUUCCAUGGAAAGAGGUUCUUUCUUGGUGCAACAAGCUAUGAGGGCAUUUAGUGCCCAAAAUUAUGAAAGUGCUAAAUCAAGGUUGGCAAUGUGUACCGAGGAUAUUCGGGAUCAACUAGGGAGGGAGGGCAAUACACCAGAGUUGUGUUCACAGCUUGGUGCAGUCCUUGGCAUGCUUGGUGACUGUAGCCGAGCGAUGGGAGACUCAAGCUCUGCAGUCAAGCAUUUUGAAGAGAGUGUUGAAUUCCUUAUGAAACUGCCGUUGAAUGAUUUGGAGAUUACACAUACACUUUCUGUCUCACUCAAUAAAAUAGGAGAUCUUAAAUAUUAUGACGAAGAUCUACAAGCUGCAAGGUCGUAUUAUGAUAGAGCUUUAAAUGUCAGACGUGAUGCAAUGAAGCAUCACCCAAAUGCUCCUUCACAAAUUCUGGAUGUGGCAGUUUCCUUAGCCAAAGUUGCGGAUAUAGACAGGACUCUACAAAAUGAAGUUGCAGCAACAGAUGGUUUCAAGGAAGGCAUGAAACUGCUGGAAUCUUUGAAACUGGACUCUGAAGAUUCUGCUCUCGAGCAACGACGGCUCUCUGUGCUGGAGUUCCUUAAGAAGCAAGUAGAGAAGCCUGAACAGUAUGCAGAAACUGCACUCUAAAUCGAUGCAUGCUUAUGUACGUAUAUAUAUAUAUAUAUAUAGAAAUUAUACCUAAGCUCUCCUCUGUGGCAUUUUGCUGAAUAAAAGAACGAGAAAGCAAAAAAUGUUGUAUUUGCGCUCAAGGGACAAAGAAACAGAGUGGUCUGUAUGUUGUGAAUUGUGAUGGUUUCACUGCA
Messenger RNA from Arabidopsis lyrata subsp. lyrata, 1573 nucleotides. RefSeq lists its product as uncharacterized. Lineage: Eukaryota; Viridiplantae; Streptophyta; Magnoliopsida; Brassicales; Brassicaceae. The record is from RefSeq and is a predicted model, not a curated record. Gene Ontology annotation, molecular function: ubiquitin protein ligase activity; protein binding. Bases 150 to 1397 code for a protein of 415 amino acids. Gene Ontology annotation, biological process: protein ubiquitination. The transcript is spliced from 8 exons.